Messenger RNA from Rotaria socialis, 480 nucleotides. The record is from the annotation of a GenBank genome assembly. NCBI's taxonomy places the organism in Eukaryota, Metazoa, Rotifera, Eurotatoria, Philodinida, Philodinidae.
AUGGCAGAAUAUCAUCAUCGAGAUAUGCGAUCAACUGUAGUCAAUAAAUCGCAUCGUUGUAUCAAGGCCAAAUGUAAUCGUUCAUUGCCAUGGAAUCAUUCCACAUCGUAUAGUAAUGGUUUGUGUGAACGACAUUUCUUUUCCAUAGAUCUUCCAUCAAGUGAUGAUGAUGAUACUAAUAGUAAUAAUAAUUUAAUUGACGAGUUAAAAAUACUGUCGAACAAAAAAUGCAUCUAUUCAACGAAUAAUCAAUAUCAACCGUUACGCGGUGAUAUUCGAAACACGCGUGAAAUUUUUGAUGGACAUCAAUGGUGCCUUAUCGAACAAAAAAUUGAUUAUAUAUCAUCGACAAGUAAUAGUCACUUUGAUUUGUUGACGACAAAAAUUAAUAAUGAAGAGAAUUCAUUUCAAAUUCUUCGUUUAUUAUCAAAUUAUCAAAUUAUUCAAGAUGAAUUAAAAAAACGACAAGAAAAUAGUUAA